GACAGCCCCAGCCACUGCUCGCACCGAAUCCCCGCACAGCCUACGUCUCUGGAAGAUGCUACGCCUGUUCAGCCCGGUGAAGCAAGCUUUGCGGCUGCAUAACAGAAUGCCAAAGCAGGCGCUGCUGCGUCUCCCCCUCGCCUUCUCCAGGCCGUCCUCGAGUGGCGCUGCCCCUUCGGGCGGCCCCGAUGCCUGGCCCAGAGAUGUGGGCAUCUUGGCGCUGGAGGUCUAUUUUCCCUCCCAGUACGUGGACCAGGUGGACCUGGAGAAGUUCGACAGAGUGGAGGCCGGCAAGUACACGGUGGGCCUGGGCCAGACCCAGAUGGGCUUCUGCUCUGCCCACGAGGACAUCAACUCCCUGUGCCUGACGGUGGUGCACCGGCUGAUGGAGCGCGCCGGGCUUCCGUGGGACGCGGUGGGCCGAUUGGAGGUGGGCACCGAGACCAUCAUCGACAAGUCCAAGGCCGUUAAGACCGUGCUCAUGGACCUGUUCCAGAGCUCGGGCAACACGGACAUCGAGGGCAUCGACACCACCAACGCCUGCUACGGGGGCACCGCAUCGCUCUUCAAUGCUGCCAACUGGGUGGAGUCCAGUUCCUGGGAUGGACGCUACGCCUUGGUGGUCUGUGGAGACAUUGCGGUCUACGCGUCGGGAAAUGCCCGCUCCACCGGCGGGGCGGGCGCUGUGGCCAUGCUGGUCGGACCAAAUGCCCCCCUGGCACUGGAGCGAGGGCUACGGGGCACCCACAUGGAAAACGUGUAUGACUUCUACAAGCCGGACCUGUCCUCUGAAUACCCUGUGGUGGACGGAAAGCUCUCCAUCAUGUGCUACCUGCGAGCCCUGGAUCGCUGCUAUGCCUUCUACCGCAGGAAGAUCGAGCAGCAGUGGCAGAACACCGGCAUCACCCGACCUUUCACCCUGGACGAUUUUGAGUUCAUCAUCUUUCACACGCCGUUCUGCAAACUGGUGCAGAAGUCGGUGGCACGCCUGGCCUUCAACGACUUCCUGGCGGGCAACGGCGGCCACCAGAACAGCUCGUACCAGGGGCUGGAGGCUUUCAGGCAGCUGAAGCUGGAGGACACGUACUUCAACAAGGACGUGGAGAAAGCGUUUCAGAAGGCCUCCCAGGACGUGUUCAACCAGAAAACCAAGCCGUCCCUCUUCCUGUCCACGCACAACGGCAACAUGUACACGCCGUCCAUGUACGGCUGCCUGGCUUCCCUCCUGUCCCAGCGGAGCGCCGAGCAGCUGGCGGGGAGCCGGAUCGGCGCCUUCUCCUACGGCUCGGGCCUGGCCGCCAGCUUGUUCUCCCUCCAGGUCUCCCGGGACGCCGCAGAGGGCUCCUCCCUGGACAAGCUGGUGUCCAGCUUGACUGACCUGCCCAGCCGCCUGGCCUCCAGAAAGCGCCUGUCUCCUGAGCAGUUUUCAGAAAUCAUGAAGCAGAGGGAGGAGUGUUCCCACAUGGUGGACUUCUCCCCACCCGGGGACAAAGACAUUCUGUUCCCGGGCACGUGGUACCUGGAGCAGGUGGACACCCUGCAUAGGCGCAGAUACGCUCGGCGACCCCUCUAAAGACCUGUCCAGUCCCACAGGGGAUGUGUUGACAGAAAGAGACGUCCCAGGUCUGAGUUUUCAGUUCUUCCUGCUCCACCUGGCAGCCCGAGCAAGUGCCUGGUGUGGACGCCCCACCCUCAGGCUGGACAGCAGUCCCGUCCCCAGCCUCUCCAGCAUCUCAUGGCCCAGUGCCUCUGUGGAUCUCAGGACAAGCCAGAGGCCAACCUGAGGCCCAGCCGUGGAGUUCGUGCCACCCUGGAGCGGGAGAUGCAGGGGUGAGGCGGGGUGGGGCUGGGGAAGGGAAAUGACAAGAAAAGCAAAGCGGGGGAGAAGGGAGAGAACCCAGACCUCGUCUGCAGCUCCGUCCUUCUCCCAUCUGCAACACGGCUGCCCCAGGAGGUCACAGAUGGACCCCGAUGCCCAAUGCCCACAAACUGCCAGGUCUGUGGUGCCAAGGUGAUUCAGGCUGGGUGGCCACCCUGGAUUUCUUUCUUUUUGCUCAUUCCCUUGAAUUCUCUAAGUUCCAUACCCCACCUCCCCACUAUGUUAGGAAUAAAGGAGAAAACAAGGGGUUCCUUUUCCCCUGCA
Messenger RNA from Tachyglossus aculeatus (Australian echidna), 2143 nucleotides. It is a transcript of the gene HMGCS2, whose product is annotated as 3-hydroxy-3-methylglutaryl-CoA synthase 2. Gene Ontology annotation, cellular component: mitochondrion. The transcript is spliced from 10 exons. The record is from RefSeq and is a predicted model, not a curated record. Gene Ontology annotation, molecular function: hydroxymethylglutaryl-CoA synthase activity. NCBI's taxonomy places the organism in Eukaryota, Metazoa, Chordata, Mammalia, Monotremata, Tachyglossidae. The coding region runs from base 56 to 1573 and encodes 505 amino acids. Gene Ontology annotation, biological process: acetyl-CoA metabolic process.